Triticum dicoccoides is the source of this 1157-nucleotide messenger RNA. RefSeq lists its product as uncharacterized. The transcript has 5 exons. Lineage: Eukaryota; Viridiplantae; Streptophyta; Magnoliopsida; Poales; Poaceae. The coding region runs from base 120 to 761 and encodes 213 amino acids. The record is from RefSeq and is a predicted model, not a curated record.
GCAAGCCUGCGACCCCGUGGCGGUGUUGCCUCCUCCGUCCAACUCCGGCAGCUUCUCCCGCCGGGCGCUCCCCGCCUUCCUCUCCUUCAUAGGCCCCGCCACGACCGAACUCCCAUCCCAUGGGGGCUUCCGAGUCUCUCCCGGCCAGGCAGCCGCCGCAGCAGCAGCGACCGCAGUGGGCGGACGAGAUCACGACGGUAUCCGACGGCCGGCGCGACGCCGCGAACGAAGACCCUCUCCUCCGCCGCAUCCGGUCACUUACCAUCGCCCCGCCGCUGUUGAGCGGUCAGCCAGCGGCGGGCUCGGAGACGGAGACCAGCUUCACUGAUAUUCUUGUACGGAAACCCUCCGGCUCCUCCUCGGCGGCCUCUGGCAAUUUGAGUCCAAAUCUGAUGUUUGAGCUUUUCGCUAUGUACCGUGAAUGGCAAGAAGAGAUGGCCAAGGAAAUCAGUGGAAGACAGGGAGAGCUAGAAAAUAAGAUAGAAACGGCAGAUGCAUUGGCUGUUAAACUUCUCCAGCGGUUCAAUUACUCUGUUUCUUCGAUGAGAUCAACCUCUCACAAUCUUGCUGAAGUUCAUCCACUGCAGGUGGAAGUUGGUGAAUUGAAGGGCAGGUUAACUGAAGUAAUAAGUAACUGUGAUGCAUUGUGCAAGAGGAUUACUGCAGAAGGGCCAGAAAGUUUGCGAACGUCCGUUGAACCUUUCACCACUGGCAUACUGGGGACGGGAGGUGGAUCCCCUGGCCCAAAAGAGCAACCCUGAGGACACUAAUAUGCCUGAUUGUCUGAACUGCUGGUGACAUAAAAGGCACUGCAGGGAACUACAUAGUUACUCCCUCCGUUCGGAAUUACUUGUCUCGGAAAUGGAUGUAUGUAGAACGUACAUCCAUUUCCGAGACAAGUAAUUCCGAACGGAGGGAGUACUACGGAGGAUGUCGAUCAGAACGAUGUGCCAUGGGACAUACUUCCUCCGUCCGUAAAUAGUGUUAGAUACAUCUGUUUGAGCGACAACUAAUUCUGGAUAGAGGGAGUACUCUUUUCUAGAUUGAUUGGAUUAUUGGUUUCCUUUUGUUGGAGUUCAUUCUCUCCUCUUGUAGUGCUUAACUUCCCUUGUGCGCGCGCGUGCGCGUUUAGUGCAAAAACUUCCUACAUUUGUUUA